Molecule: messenger RNA, 465 nt
Organism: Phalaenopsis equestris
Lineage: Eukaryota; Viridiplantae; Streptophyta; Magnoliopsida; Asparagales; Orchidaceae
Product: copper transport protein ATX1
Exons: 3
Coding region: 120-380 (86 amino acids)
Molecular function (GO): metal ion binding
Source: RefSeq, a predicted model, not a curated record
CUCUCCUUCCUUCUUUCCCUCUCUAUUUAAACUCGCGUGCGGAGGCUUCAACUUACGUCAAUUUUGUGUCCUGCAUCAGUUGGAUCAGGUUCGGGCUUGGGACUGUAGAGGAGUUUAACAUGGCUGAGACAGUUGUCCUCAAAGUCGGCAUGUCCUGCGAAGGUUGCGUUGGUGCCGUCAAGAGGGUACUAUCAAAGUUGGAAGGUGUUGAAUCAUUUGAUGUUGAUUUGAAGGAACAGAAAGUAACUGUGAAGGGCAAUGUGAAACCUGAAGCGGUUCUGCAAACUGUUUCCAAAACUGGAAAGAAGACUUCAUUCUGGGAAGCAGAAUCAGAAUCAAAGGAAGCUGCUUUUAAUACAGCAGCUACUGCAACCGCAUGAUUACAUCACCUUCCAACCGGUUGCCUUAUAUGAAAUAAAGGUCGGUGAAGCCUGAAUUUCUCUUACAGGGUUUCAGGUAUUGUUG